Bactrocera dorsalis (oriental fruit fly) is the source of this 694-nucleotide messenger RNA. RefSeq lists its product as uncharacterized. The record is from RefSeq and is a predicted model, not a curated record. The transcript has 3 exons. NCBI's taxonomy places the organism in Eukaryota, Metazoa, Arthropoda, Insecta, Diptera, Tephritidae. Bases 119 to 694 code for a protein of 191 amino acids.
GUAAAAAGAAAUGGCUUUUGACUGAAAUUUAAAAAAAAAGAGGACGAUAGUGAAAUCGCAAAACUUCUUCUAGACAAUUCCAUUUUAUCCUCCGGACAUAUAUUUGUCACAUUUUCGGAUGUCUCGUGAAACAUUUGCGGAAUUAAAGAGCGCCUUGGAGCCUUUUUGGAUAACGUCACGAGGGGAAUAUUCAAUGGAUCAGGCCUUGCAUAUUACCUUGUGGAAGCUUAGUAACAGCAGAGUCACUUAUCGUGAACUAUCAGAUAAAUUUGAUGUUUCAAAAGGGACUGCCCACAAAACUUUUCUUAAAACGAUCAAUGCAAUUUGCAAGUUGAAGAAUGAAAUAUGUUGGCCAUCAAUUUCCCAACAGCAAACAAUAAUGGAACGUUUCCAAGCGAGCCGGCAGAAUGCAUUUCCUUUUAUAGUCGGCUGUUUGGAUGGGACACAUUUUAAAACAAACACACCGAAGAAGGAUGCAAUUAGCUACUAUGACCGAAAGGGGAACUAUUCCAUUGUUAUGCAGGGCAUAUGCGGCAGCACAUUUCGUUUCUUGGAUGUUUUUAUCGGCUACCCAGGGAGCUGCCAUGACGCCAACGUAUGGAAAAAUAGUCCGAUAUACAAAGGAAUUACAUCUGGAGAGAUACAACUUGCAAAAGAUGAUAUAAUUUUAGCUGACUCAGCUUAUCAGUUAUGA